AUGAAAGAAGAAAAGGAACUGAGUGAAGAGGAGGAUGAAAUUGAGGCAAGUGAGGAGACAGCAAAACACAAGAACAAACUGAAAGACAUCGGAGUAGCGAUACAAAAAUUACUGAAAAAACAUGACAAUGAUGACGCAUUGGCAAAAGAAGAAAUUCACAAAACGGAGAAGACCAAAAAGAUAGAAAGCACGAAAGAGAAAGCAACUUCAAAGUUGAAACCGAAGAAUGCAUCGAUUGAAGAAAUCACCAAUGCAUUGGUGAAAGCUGCAAGCGCAAACCACAAAGAAAGAAAUAUGACAUUAGAUGCCGAAAGUGGUGAUAAAGAAGACAAACUCUUUCUGAAAGAAGGAGGUGAAGGAGAGAGUUUGACCGGGGAUAAAACUCCAAAGUCAACAGAGAAGGGAGAUAAAAUUCUUGAAAAGUUAGGGCUAAAAUCAAAGAAGAAGGUUUUACCACUAGCAUCUGCAGUCGCAAGAGGAGAAAAGCCUCCAUGCAUCUGUCCAGAUAAAGUUUGCUCCUCCAAACUCGACCUCGCAUUUGCAAUUGACGCUUCAGCAGGCGCAGAGCAAGGAGGCAAAGAGAAGAUGGCGGAAGUAACAGAAUUCGCAAGGAGAGUGGCAUCAGCAUUCAAAGUUGCUCCUGCCGAUUCCCAUUUGGGUUUGAUCACGUUUUCAACUGAUGCUCAGAGAAAGCUUUGCGGAGCUAAAGAUUCUGUACGGGUGAAGCCGCACAGCGGGAAAUUUACAGGACAGGCACUGAAACUAGCCAAAGAAGGACUAUUUGGAGCAGUUCAUAGGCCUGAUGCUUUAGACGUUUUAGUACUGAUAACGGAUGGUCCGUCCUCUGACAAUGUUAUGGCACCAGCACGAUCACUUCGAGAUAUGGGGGUGAAGCUGAUCACAGUUGGCAUUGGCGACCAUAUCAACAAAAGACAAUUGGCCAACAUUGCGUCCGAUCCUGAUGACGACAAUAUGUUUCUAACUGAAUUUGAUAACUUACAGCCAUUGAUCCCAAAAAUUCAAAAAUCGGCAUGCAUUGGUGGAAUAUUGAAAGAGCCUACGACUCCAUGCAGAUGUGAAGAUAAAGCCACGCCAUCAGAUCCCGAGGUCGAGGCAGAAACAGCUGCUUUUUUGUCCCUUUUGUCCAUGAAUGACUUGGAAACGGACAGCGACAUUGGCAAGGCAGAGAGACAUGAUGACAUACCGACCGCGUCUCCUGUUGAUAACUACAAGCUAAUGUUGAAGCGAGGCGGGAUCAUCGCUCCCAUUGUACGGAGCACAACAACAACACCUUCAGCACGCGACAGCCUCUCGGCAAGGGCGUUACCUUUCAACAACCCGCAUCCGGUUGAUUUUGACGGGGAUUCUCAGGGGCAUUCUGGGUACAUUGGCAACAAUCCAAACAACGAGGGCUCGGGCAGACAAAAUAGAUUUCAACAUGCAUAUGAAAAUGACAGGAAUGGAAGGGAGGCUCAGGAAAGAGAUAAUAGCAACAAAGGAGCAUAUUCAACGCCGAAAGUGACGUCAAGCCUCGACUCCACGCAGACAGAUGAACCUGAGUACACUGCACCAGAGCAACCACAAAACAACCAGGCAUUCAACAACAAUGGAGAAGGCAACGGCAACAGCUCUGAAAAACCCAAAGAGAAGCAACAACAAAGUAAAGAAAACGACAAAACUGGGUCGACGUAUGUAGAGGGAAAUACCGGCCAUAACGAAGGUUCACGGUUUGAAAGUGCAGACAAGCAAAACAACGCCAAUGCGAAGGAAAAUGAAAAAGGUGGCUCAGAAUCGCAACAAAAUAGCUUCCAAGGUAAUGACGAGAGACAAAAGCCAGUGCAGGGUAAGUCCCAAAGUUUAGGCCAGUUCGAGAAUUUGGGAGAACAUCAAGAACCGAAUCACCAAGUAACCUCAAACAAGCAAGGAGAGGCAAAUGAAAGCAAAAUGCAGCCAUCUGGAAACAAAGAAACGAACAACGAGGGAAACAGUCAAGAAAGGAAACCUGAUUUGAGCAAGGAGAACUUGAACACACAAGGGAAGCAAGGAAAUAGCUUCAACGAAAACAAAGAAGGGCGACAAGGAACGAUGACAGAGAAAGGGCUGUACGUCAGUGAAGGAAAUACAGGGGAGGGGGAAAAUAGCAAGAAGCCUGAAGAUAAUAAAGAGGCUGCUAUGGGUGGUCAUGGAGAUACGAACCAGUACAAAGGCGGGAACAAUAACAUGAGCGAGCAAAGUUCAAAAUAUCAAGAUAAUGGAAGUAAUGGAAAUGUACAGAAUAACGGGCCUACGCAGGACUCGACACAAAAUCAGCCACAACAGCUUAACAUGAAUUCAGGCUCAGAAAAAGAGGAAAGUCAAGAAAGUAAAAACGAGGAGAGGAAGCAGGACAAUAAAAAUGUGGAUAAAUUUGUACCAAAUGAAGUGCCUUUAAAUGGGAAUUUACAGCAGCAAGGAUCGAAGAGUGACUUAAACAGUACCAACGGUGAUGUGCAAGGAAGCUACAAUGGAGAUGGCAAAAUAUUAGAUCCAAAGAUAAAGGCAGAAAUGUACAAUCAAUACGUUUACAAGCAAGAAGAGCAAAAAAGAGAACAGAAUAGCAGUGCUGGGAAUAACGAGACGCAGAAUUCGAAUGAAAACAGAGACGAGAUGCAAAGAUAUGAAGGCACGCUCUAUAAAGAGAAAAAAGAACGAGCGACUGACAAAAAUGGUAACGUUGUCGAGAAGCAAAAGUAUAAAGGGACGUUAUUUUUAUAUGAUAAAGACAAUGCAGGAGAUGGAAAAGCGAACGAGGAAAAACAAGAGAACAAGGGGAGACAGGAAGAAGGGAACGCUUUUCAGCAACCGACAACAGGACCGAGCCAAGCAGUAAAUGAAAAUGGAGGAAAGAAUCAACAGAGAUUUCAAGGGCAAGAAGAAACGUUAAAGGCAAAUGAAGGGAGAAGUAACGAAGAAAACAGAAAGCAAAACGCCCAAGACAGAUUUCAAGGUGAACACACCGAUGGAAUGAGCAGAAGCAGCCAGGAAAACGAAAGCGAAAACAAGAAUAGCGAGAAAGAUUUUAAUAAGGAACAAAACAGCAACGAAAACAAUGAUAAGAUGCGAAACUCGGACGAUAAGAAAGAGGAAAAAUCUGCAACACAACUCAAGGAAGAUUCAGAGAGAAAUAAUGAUAAUUCGAAGGACAACAGGAAGGAUGAUAAAAAAGAAACGGAAAUGAAAAGCAACAAGGAAAGACAAGGAUACAAGGAAGACAGUCCAAGUAAAAACAACGAAGAUAAGGAAAGUGGGAAACAAAGUGGAAAAAAUUUCAGUGAGGGAAAUGGUCAAGAAAAGAAUGACAAGAGCUCAGAGUUGAAAAAUAUGCAACAAGACCAAGAUGUUUCCACCUUUGGACAUGGACAUGGAGGACACGGUAAAGGAGAACACGGAGAACACGGAGAACACGGACACGGAGAACAUGGGCAUGGAGAACACGGACACGGAGGACACGAGGAACAUGGUGAGCAUGGGCACGAGCCAGGACACAAAUUUGUAGAGGAAGAAAAUCAACGUGCACCGCAACAAAACGAAGCAAAUAAAGAAGACGAUAAGAAGAAAAUUGCGGAUGAAAAUGAAGGGCAAAAAGGAAACAAAGGUUUUCAUUUUGACACGGGAGAAACACACAAAGCAAAGGGGUAUGAGAACAAAGAGGAUACAAGAGAGCCAGCGAGAGGAAUGAAGGAAAAUGAGAGAGAUAAUGAAAGAAAAAUGUCCGAUGAAAAUGCAGGUAAAGGGAAGAAUGAAGAUAAUGAAAAGAACAAUAAGAAAGAAGGUAGCGAAACAUUCAACAGUAAAGAAUCAAGCAGUGAAGAGAAAAAGGAAGAUAAAAAUGAACUGAAAAAUAAUGACAGUGGAAAGUUGAAACAGGCGCAGAAAGAACCGAAAGAAAAGGAUAACGCGAAACAGAAUCAGGGAAUGCAAGAAGAGAGCAGACAGAGUCCUGCAAAGCAGAACAGUAGAUACACAGAGGAAGGAAAGGGGAGUCAAAACAAUAAGGAAGAGCAAGAAAGGUAUAAUGGGAACGACAAAGCAAGUGAUAAAGAAAAGGACAACAACAGUCAGAGAUUUAAUGAAAAAGAUGACAAAAAUGAUGAAAGUAGAAAGGAAAAAAGCAAUGGAAAAUUGUCACAAAAUUUAGAGAAAGCGGAUGGUGAAAAAAAUGGGUUCCGUGAAAAGGGGACGAGCGACAAGCAAGCAUCUAUGAAGGAAAAAGAAGAUUCGCAGAACACGGAAAAUAAAAAUGAGAAAAUGAAAACGUUGGACAGAAUGCAGGAGAAAAUGGACGAUAAGAAGGAAACAUUUAACAAUGAAAAUACAGGGCAAGCAUCGAUUGCUGAUGUACAGGAGAAUGGAUAUGAGACAUUAAAUGAUAUUGUCAAAUAUCCAAGGAAAAAUCUGCGCACAUCAAACACUGGAAACAUCGGAGAAAACAUGCCUCCGAGUCACAAUAUUGGUUUCACACAAGGAUUCAAUGAUGGAAAAAGUGCCGGGCAAGUUACCGGGAAUGGUAAUAGUGGACCGGCUUCACAUAGCGGACCGGACAGUAAUCCGGUCCCAGGAAUAAGCAAUGGACCAGCGCAAAGUAACGGGAUGGCUAACGGAGUGAGAAAAGAGCAGAUAAAUGAAAAAAGUAACAAGAUGCCUUAUGUGGAGAGGAAUGACGGAGACAUUGAAAUCAGCGUGGUAAAAAAAUUUAACAGUGAGCCGAAAGAUUCGAUAAAUGACAUUGAGGGUAUAAGAAAACAGAAGAAAGUCGAAGACGACGACAGCGAUGAAGAAAAAAGUUUCAAGUUUCAGCCAACUGGAAAAAGUGGCAGUCGAAAACAGAGUUCAGGGAGUAACCACGAUACGAAAGGAGCAAAGCUUGGGCCUAAGGGCCCAUCAGCAUGGCACAAGCCACCGCAGCCUCAAAACAACAACCAUCACGAAGGAGUUUCACGAGAUGAGGAAUACAAAAAAGAAGAUGAAAAGAACAAGGGAGCGAAGGGGCCAUCAUCAAUGCACUUGAAUAUGGCGCCAAUGAAGGUAAAACAACCAGAAGACAAAGCAGCCCCAGGGAACAAUACGAAUAAACAAAUUGAAAUCCUGCAGUCGCCGAGCAACGGUAAACAGCAACAACAACAAAUGGAUCCAGAUCAACAACUGCUCAUGAAGGAAUCAGAAAAAGCAGGUCAAGAAUUUGAGCAAGAGAUGAACUCAAAUAACAUGGACACUGACAUGCAGGAUAUGAAUUCAGAUAUGGGGACAGGGGUGGACAGCGGAGGAAUGCGGCGCAAUACAGCAACUAAACGAGGAGGUAGCACGCAUGCGUACCCCACCGCCCCAGUUCGGGAUUUCAUUGGAGCAAACAGUGGUGUGGAGAGUCUGGACGACAAGCAAAUGGUGCAAACCAGGACAAAAAUCCUAAAAGCUGCCUCAAAGCGUGCACCUGUUCGACUCGAUGGAGUGCAGAAAUCAAAGUCCCAAGACAAAAACAAAGGAAUUCUACUGAAAGACCCAUUCUUAGAAUCGUCCCAUUUCUGGCCGCUGGACAACCGAAAGAGCAUUCUCAGCAUAGAUAUCCAAACUGGGCACAAUGCGAUUUUGAUGAACGGCAGCACGAUAGGAAGCGACCCGAAAACUAAACUAGUUUACGCAACGACCGAAUACCCAGGGAGCUACAUUAUCCUUGGUGACUUCAACGGAACAUGUUUCAGUGACCCCGGAAAGUGCAUUUUGGGCGGCCUAACUCUUUCCUUCUGGGUCAACUUGAAAAGAGAAGGAGUCAAAGAUGACCAAGAUGCCUACAUCAUCAGCGGAGGAGGACAGUCGAAAGAGUCACGUGGUUUUGGCUUCUUGUUCUUCCAUGGUCAAUACGUUUUUGUGCUGAGUACGUCAAAUAGGCAGUGGAAAAUGAUCAUUCCGGAAGACAAAGUUCCGACCGGAAAAUGGGUGAAUAUUGUUUUUGCAUGGGAGAAGAGCAAAAGCUUGACUUAUUACCUAGACGGUAAGAAGGUCAUGUCAGUCAAAGGCAGCAGCGCCGAUCGUCCGUCUGAUAAGUAUCCAUUGAUCACGAUAGGAAAACCGAAUAACGCCGAAAGCCGCGAGUACAUGUACCCGUUGAAGAUGCAUUCGGUUGCAAUGUGGGACCGGCCGUUGAAAUCGGACCAAGUCGAGGGAAUAUACGAAGGGCUUAAAGAGGUCCGGCAAAAGAGACGGUUAGAGAAAAGAUUCUUGAUAGCCAGAGCCAAGAGUAAUGACGCAAUCAUCACACUCUUAUGAUUGAAGAUACCAUAUUGCGCACAACAAUAUUCUCGAAAGCAGAUGAUUGCAAGGCGCAAGCAAAUCAUUUUAAUCCAAUUCUGGCUUGGAUUUCAUUUAGACAAGAAACUGUAGUAUAGUGCUAUAUUCUCCCAAAUGCUGAAUCUUAGAAAAAUGACGUAACAGUGAUCCUGUGAAAAAUGCAGAACGCAGAAAACGUUUAAUAAGCUGUCACGCAUUAUUGCGAGUGACUGGCCUGCAUCCAAAAAACACCGAUAUUCAAGUAACUUAAGAUUUGACCAGUUAUAGCAAAAAUUACAGUUAUAUUAGAAUUUUGUCUUAUGAAUAAACGAUGUUUAUUUAAAUAUCAUAUUAUAUAUGUUAAGGAAGGGAUGAUGGAGAAAAGUUCCACAAUGGGCGCUUGAAAUAUAACAGGAAACUCGGUAUUACUAUAACAUUAUAUGUUGAAGAUUCGACAGUAGUUUUAGCGGGACCCAUUUUAAUACAUAAACUAAUGAUAUUUAUAUCGCAUAAUUGCUUUUAUGAUACAGCUAACAAUGUGUACAGUUUUAUAAAGCGAAUCAAUUUGCAAAUUAGUAAUUACAAUAAUA
Molecule: messenger RNA, 6890 nt
Organism: Rhopilema esculentum
Lineage: Eukaryota; Metazoa; Cnidaria; Scyphozoa; Rhizostomeae; Rhizostomatidae
Source: RefSeq, a predicted model, not a curated record